This is a messenger RNA of Microtus ochrogaster (prairie vole), 3260 nucleotides long. RefSeq names its product coiled-coil domain containing 14 (gene Ccdc14). Gene Ontology annotation, cellular component: centriolar satellite. Gene Ontology annotation, biological process: protein localization to centrosome. The record is from RefSeq and is a predicted model, not a curated record. NCBI's taxonomy places the organism in Eukaryota, Metazoa, Chordata, Mammalia, Rodentia, Cricetidae.
GAUAAGGGUCGUCGGGACGCCUCGGCGGUUAAUUCUAUUUUCCUGACGGCUUCGUUUCCCUACGUCUGGGCGGUUCUGAAGUUGAGAGAAAUGGUCAGGUCCGGAUCUCGCCCGGGCCAGGUGAUAUCUUCAGGAAGGUAUCCGGGAUCUAAGUUAACACAUGGAAAGAAAGGGACCCACCCAAGGAAAGUAGCACAUUUAAAUGCAGAUUCUGCCUGUCCUGUUUAUUCUGAUUCGGAAAGUCAGACGGAGACUGUGCAGGGACUUGAUGGCUGUGCUUCUUUGCUGCGGGACAUUUUGAAAAAUGAAGAUUCAGGCUCAGAAAUAGUAUAUUCGGAACACAGGUGCAAUGCCAGACCUUUAGAAGGCAAAACCUGCAGAGCUAAAAAGAAAGGACCUGGAAAACAUAUUCCUUCAGUGGUUAGAAAAGAGAUAUUGUCUUCAGAAAGUAAGAAAUGGAUAUCUAGUGAAGCUUCAACUGGAAGUGAGAGAGACACACCAGACAUAGCACAGCAUUGGUCAUUACGAGACCAUUAUAGAAUGUACUCACCGAUAAUAUACCAAGCCCUCUGUGAGCAUGUGCAGACUCAAAUGUCACUGAUGAAUACCUUGGCUUCAAAAGAUGGCCCCAGCAGAAUGCCUACUGCGUGUCAUACUGUGUCUGGUUUAGAGUCUCAGGCAAUACCACAUUGUGGUUAUGGCUGUUGUACUUCCACUUCAGUCUGGUCACCUCAGCAGCUGUCCUGCCCUCUGAUGGUUCACUCGGGAGUUCAGACUGAUGACGAUAACCAUCUUGCAUCACAAGAUCAAGCAAGCUCUGUGAACUGCCCUGAUGUUCUCAAGAAUUCCUCUAAUGUUCUUCCUGGAAUUCCAUGUGGCCUUCCCCACACUGACGAAGCAGCUCUUCCCACGCCUCAGCAGCCGACUCUUGCUAAUUUGUCGUGGAUGCUGCCACAACAAAGAGCUAAGGAAGCAGACCUGCGAAAGUGUUUCCAAACACAUGUGUCUCUGUUUCCAGCUCAUGGAAGAGACGUUCCCUCAGACAGUCAGGCACACCAAAGCCCCACUCAAUUGCAGCCAGCCUCCUUGGCCACUAAUGAAGAAAAAUGUGCCAGAGAACAAAUUGGAGAGACCGCAAACGAAGGAAAGUAUUUAAGCAUACAUGUGCAAGAUGCAAAAAUAGCCAAGAAUGUGCAGCAGGCAGAAAACGUGAGCCAAACUGCUGAAAAAGUCAGAAUUGCCAAGUGCUUGUUGGGAGAGCUCAAGGCCCUGGUCGCAGAACAAGAGGACUCGGAAGUUCAGAGAUUGGUAACAGAAGUAGAGGCAUGCAUAUCUGGGCUUUCAGUAGUGAGUGGCCGCACAAACAUCGAUGUUGAAAUAGCACUGGCCCUGCAGCCACUGAGAAGUGAGAAUGCUCAGCUGCGGAGGCAGCUAAGAAGUCUGAACCAGCGCCUCAGAGAAGAAGAGAAAACUCCAAAGGCACCUAGUAACCUUGAAUUGUUCUCCCUGCAGUCGUUGAAUAUGUCACUGCAAAGUCAGCUGCAAGAGUCACUGAAGAGCCAGGAGUUACUACAGAGUAAAAAUGAAGAACUCUUAAAAGUGAUAGAAAACCAGAGAGAUGAAAACAAAAAAUUUACGACUUUGUUUAAAGACAAAGAGCAAACUCUUCUGCAGAAUAAACAGCAGUUUGACAUUGAAAUGACGAGGGUAAAAAUUGAGUUGGAGGAUGCCUUGGCCAAUGAGAAGAAUUCUCAGUUUAAAUUAGAGACCGCAGAAAAGGAAAAUCAGAUACUGGGAAUAACACUACGCCAGCGUGAUGCUGAGGUUGCUCGACUUAGAGAACUAACCAGAACUUUACAAAACAGUAUGGCGAAGCUGCUCUCAGAUCUCAGUGUGGACACUGCCCGCUGCAAGAUGGGGAGUAACCUCACCAAGUCACUUCUGAAUAUUUAUGAUCAGCAGCUUCAGCAGGACCCAUCCCCUUCUCACACGUCCAUAAUGAGCUACCUAAAUAAGCUGGAGACGAAUCACAGCUUUGCUCACUCGGCGCUCCUUAACAACGAGGAAGCCACAGAGCCGCACAGGCUCCAUGAGAACAUGCUGCCUGCACAGGGCCCUCCACAGAGUGACACCAGGGCAGUGGGUGGGGAUCCUGCACCUGUAGUGGUUUCUGCUGCUGUGGUAGAGGAUUCCGAUACAGAAUGUGAAACCAUCGCUUUGACAGAAGAUGAGUUUAAUGUGGAUGGUACACUUUAUAUUCCUUUUGCCAGAAGCACUUCUGAAAAGCAGCCACCACUUUCUAAGAGACUGUCACCCCAGCCAGUGAGAAGUGUUGCUACCACACAGCUAGCCAGCGGCAUCACACCCGCCUCUAAAAGAGAACCUAGACUGUGUGCACCUGUAGCUUGUUCUUCACGAAACGAAGCAGAAGAUGCUCCUGGGAGACUUUCCAGCCCAUCUGACACAGAAGACAUACAGCUCCUCAGGAAAAUAAAGGAAGCGAUCGGUAAGAUCCCUGCUGCUGCUGCUCAGGCUGAGCACCCAGAGGAGCAGGCCACACUUCAUGGGCCGCCAGCUUGUCGCAGCCCUGUUGUCCCAGUGAAGGGCAAUGUCAUCAGUGAUAUCAGCUUCCUAAAUUCCGACUUGACGUCAGACUGGAGCAUCUCCUCUUUCUCAACGUUCACGUCUCAUGAUGAACAAGACUUCAGAAAUGGCCUGGCAGCUUUGGAUGCCAAUAUUGCUCGACUCCAGAAGUCAUUAAGGACUGGCCUUCUGGAGAAAUGAGUUUGGAAGAAAACUGACUGUGUGCUUUUUUUUUUUUAAUAGUAGAAUUUGGCUACAUUCAUAGUAUAUUUUAGGUUUCCUUACAGAGAACAUUUUAUACUAUUAAUUAUGUAUGAAAUAAUAAUGGAAUAAAUUUAUUAUUGCACUAUUUUAACACCUGAAACUUAUAAAAACAAAUUCUCUUAAGAAAUUAACAAUUGCUAAGAGAAGAAAGUUGUGGCUACCUAAGCAAGUGUUGUGUGCCUCACUGUGUCACAGAGAGAGUCUUCCGUGUGGAACUGCUGGGUCAGUGGUGGCGGGUACCGAGGACUGUGGCUGUCCAGAAGGAUAAUGGGAAAGGAUCUGGCAAUUAAAGUUUCCUCUCUGCUUUGGAAUAUCCAUUGUUUGUAUGUGAGUGAUGGUGUGCUUAUGCCUGGGGUCCUCUGGGUUAUACGCCAUGCUGUUGAUGACAUGCAUUAACCUUUCUGAGAGCCGGG